Messenger RNA from Pygocentrus nattereri (red-bellied piranha), 7179 nucleotides. Its product is annotated as thyroid adenoma-associated protein homolog. Gene Ontology annotation, biological process: tRNA methylation. The record is from RefSeq and is a predicted model, not a curated record. Bases 62 to 5650 code for a protein of 1862 amino acids. The transcript has 31 exons. Gene Ontology annotation, cellular component: cytosol. Lineage: Eukaryota; Metazoa; Chordata; Actinopteri; Characiformes; Serrasalmidae.
CUAGAGUGUAGGUGUUAACGUGGAGUCCUGAGUGUGAAAAGUAGUGAAAUAACCUGCCACAAUGACUUCUACACGUUCAGUUGAGAGUCAGUUUGAAGCAGGUCUUGCUUCGUUCAUUUCAGAGGACAGUGUGGCUCCGGCUGUCAAAGACACGCUGGCUGCUGUCAUAAAGAAGCUAAGAGACAGUGCUGGGACCACCGUGAGGAGAAGUAAGGAGCGCUCUUUGGAAGAAGCCUGUCAAUUGCUGAGGAAAAUCCCAGCUGCUCUCAUGCAGUCUUUACAGCAUCACCGCCCGUUAGUCCAGCUCCUACUGGCUCUACAGCUGGAGGCGGUCAGCACAUCUUCAGCCUGUCGGAAAAUAGACCAGAUGCUGCAGCACUUGGCUCAGUUUGAUCAACCUCUAGUUUCUGAAGAGGUCCAAAAAUGUCUUCACGGAUUACUCUUCCAGGAGCAGGUGCUGUCAUUAAAGGAACUCCAGACAGUCUGUAUGUUCCUGGAGGACAGCACGACUGGGCGAGAAGUUUUAAGACAAGCUUGCACGUCUCUGUUGAGUAAAGUCAUUGAGUUACUGCCUGUUGUUAUGAAAGACGAAGCAAUAAGAAAUGGACCACUGUGUUAUCACACCGUUAAGGUGUGUCUACAGGUGUUCCAGUUGCUACCUGAGCAAGUAGCACCCCUGGUGUUUGGGGAACAGAAAGGCAAUCCAUCUAUGUUGAAAAUUCUGGAAUUCCUAGUGAAAAUCAUCUUGGGGGAGACUUCCAACAGGGACACCCGCUUGCUAGCAGGAACGGCAGUUGCCAUGCUGAUCUCCACAGCAACAGACAGUGAGAGUGGAGGCUCAUCUGCCUGGAGUCUGCUGCAGGUUACCAGCGGGGAGCAAUGGAGUUUGACAAUAGGUGGUCUGCAGGUAGACUGUUGCCCCAGAGAAACAGAUGGAGUGGACAGACUGGCUAUAGGCAGAGGGAUCCUGACCUGCUGCACGAAGGACAUCCUCAUCAGUAGUCAUAGCAAGAAAGGGGCAUGUCUCCUCCUGGAUGGAUUAUUUCCUCUCAUCUCUGCUUUGCAUAAGGAGAAACUGGACUAUCAGUAUCAUGUGUUUCAAGUGUUUAUCAUGUGGCUGAAAAGUGUGAAAGAAUGUCUGCCGGAGAUUUGGGAGGUGACUGGUGCUCCUCUAUUUGGGGAAGGCUCAAGCCUGCAACACACACUCACACAAAUCAUUUGGAACAAUGCAGAGAGCCCGGUAGAAGGUGUUUCUGAGUCAGUGCGCACUGCCUUCUGUCUGUUUCUGGAAGUCUAUGAUCUGGACUGCAGACAUUCUGAGGACUCUGAAAAACUGCUUUAUGUGGACUUACUGCAUAGGAUUGCUGAGCUGCCCUGGGAGUCCAAGGCCAAAUACUCACCACUCAGUGCCCUUCUGCCAUAUGUGGGGACAGGCAAGGUUCUAGAACAGUAUCCUGCUUUACCUUCUCAUAUCCUAAAGUGCCUCUCCACCAAUCACCUUGCUCCUUGUGCCUCUGAAAUCUACAAAUCCCUCCUUCAGGAACAGAGACGAGAGCUUGCCAUUGGUCCAUCGAAGGAUGGACUGCUUACUGAGCCAUUCUUGGCAAGUGAGUGGGCCCAGCGUUGGCAGCCUGCUGUCCUGAAAGCUUUGACUUCUGAUGUGACUUUACUGCAGAAUAACGCCUCCAGCUAUCUCCUGCCCUGCACACUGCGCUGCUUCCCUGGAGCAUUUGACCUCCUUCUGUCUGCUCUUGACCUCUCCACCCCAGGAAACCUCAGAGCCUGGGCUUGCAUCAUGAGUGCCCAGCGAGCAGCCAGUGGAUGUUCACCAUGGGCAUCGAACAGCACCACUGCCAUAGAGACCCUGCAACUAGCUCUGUCCUCUCUGGACGACAGUGUCCGACUGGCAGCUUUCAGCCUUCUCUGCUGUAGCCCAAAGACUAAAGAGGCCCCAACGCAAGUAGAGUACUCCACCAUAAGGGGUUUCUUACCUCUAAAUAUGAACAGCGAGUCAUCUCCAUUUCGCCAGCACCUCCAAGCAGGAGUCAGGAGGUUCCUUGUGCGUAUUCGAGACAGCUGCUUGGCAAGCCUAAAGAGUCAAAAAAACAAAAGAGGGCUGAGUGAGGAAGAAGAAAUGGAGCUUGAACAAGGAGUCGACUUUGUAGACUGGCUGGCCCAGCUGCCUUUGGUCAGCUUGGUUCCUGGUAACAGCUUCCAAAGGAAGAAGACGGCUCUGCUGUUGUUGAGUGCAGUUCUGGAGACCUGCUCAGACUGCUGGAGCCCAGACAAGAAAAAGGGUCAGCCACCAGCUAACAUGGCUGCUCUGAUACAGUGGGCAAGGCACAAGGGUAAGUGGGAUUUCUUCUCCAGAUCAAGACAGUUGCUCCUGAUUGGCUGUUUGGAAGAUGCAACCAAUGAGAUCCGUGAGCAGGCAGCCGAACUGCUUGCAAGGUUUUUUCCUCACUCUCUCCAGCCUGAUGUGGUCAACGUGCUCUUCAACCAGGCACAGAGGUUGCUCCACAGCCCGCGUGUGCAGGAGGCCCAGAUGGGGGCUGUGAUAGUCAAGCUGCUGCUGCAGAAGUGUGUAUCUCUGGAUGGUCUGGUGGUGGGAGGUGAGAAGCAGGGUCAGAUGCAGUCAGACAAGCUGAUUGGACACAUGUUGAAGAGCCUGGCGCAGCAAUACAUUACUGCCAGAGAUGACAUGCUGCUCGCUGCACGCUCAUCACCUCUACACGGUGUAGUAAGUGCUCUGCAGCGGUGUCUGCUGGAAGUGCCUGGAGUUGUGGCUGAAGCUCUGGACCACAGCAUGACAGUAGAGAUACUGUCCCUGCUGGAGAAGAUCACUUUGCUGUUGCUGGGCGUGCUUUAUGGAGACCAACAUGCUGAAGACAGAGAGAUCCCCCCGUCCUUUUGCGACAUGGGAAAUGCCAUAAGCUCUCUGAUUAGUAAAGGUGGGACAGGUCAGGCAAGGUUGGAUGAAGAAGGGGAGGAGAAUGUGCUGCUAUCUGAAGAACACAGUCUGGUUCUGACCUGCUGCUGGGUCACACUGAAGGAAAUGGGGAUUUUUUUGGGCUCGCUGGUGGAGAGAAUUCUCUCAGUGCCCUGUAAAGACACACCACUGCUAACUGUGGAAGACCUGCAGAGGGCAUCAAAAGUUUUCACGGACAUUAUUCUCAAAUGUAGACACUGGGGGGCAGUGGAGGGCUGCUGUAUUGGAUUCACUAAGUUCUGUGCUGCUCUCCUUGCCAGUUCUGAUCCAGAACUCAGAGAGAUUCCUGGCCAUAUACUACAGCAGGGUCUGAAUGUUCUUCAGUCUCCACGUGCCACCUCAGUGACGAGACGUGCAGCAGGGCUGCCCAUGCUCAUUCUAGGCGUGUUAGCUGCAGAGGAGAGUGGUGCUUCUCGGCCUCUGCUGGCCCACAGUGUGAACACCCUGUUAGAGACUGCGAGGGCCCCUGUGCCCAAAGACUGGGACCAAACAGUUGACCUUCCACAGGUGUGUGCAGUUCACACGCUGCAGACGCUGAUGAGGGGCUCCAGUCUGGGUUUGAAUAUUCUUCAGUACGCCGCUGCUAUCACCAUGCUAUCUCUCACACUCCUUAGCUCCCCCUGCUGGGCCAUGAGAAAUGCUGCUCUGCAACUCUACAGUUCUCUUUGUACUCGGAUGUUGGGUCAGCGGCCUGCUGGAGAGGAUGUCUCCGCCCAGUACAGCAUGUCUCCGCCGGCCUUCUUCAGUCACUACCCUGCCCUGCAGCCCUUCCUCCAGGUAGCACUAGAGAGUGCAGCCGCGGAUCUGCAUGAGAGCAGACUGAGUCUUCAUCCCUCCCUUUACCCUGUGCUCACACUGCUGGCCAAGCUUCAGCCUGGAGCCCAGGAGCAAACACGCGCUCUGUCAGACUUCCUGCCUCCGUUACUCCAGUUAGCCGCUAGCCCAGUCUAUGCAGUUAGAGUGAUGUCAUCCAGAGCCCUGGUUGCUCUGAUACCACCCAUUGAGUAUGUGGGAAGCGUCCUGCGGUUGGUGAGAGAGCUGCCAGAGUCACCGGACACCCCAUGCUGUCACAACCGCGUACACGGCCAACUCCUACAGAUAAAGGCCAUCCUGGUCAGAGCACUGCACACUGGCAACCCUUGUCAGUCCUCUCUCUGUUGUGUGGUGGAGGAUUUGGAGGCCCGGCUGUGGCUCGCUUCCCCAGAGCAGCGGUGUCCUCUAGUAAGGCAGGAGUAUGUGUCUGCGGUGAGGCUGUUGAAAGAGAACUGUUCUGAGACAUUCCUCUCCCACCUGUGCUCUCUGCUGCUGGAGGAGAUACAUCGAGCUCCACACACACUGGAGCUUGGUUCCGCCGCCUUCCACCAAAGUGCAGUGUACUUCCUGUGUGAAGAUCCAGAGUGGGUGUGCCAGGUCUGGCAGAACCUGUCCAGUGAGAGCACAGUUGCACGGCUGUCCUUAGUCAAGUGGGUAAAAGAAGGGAGGAGCUUGAGAGGAACCAGCCCACAGAAGGUGGUAAUGCGAGCACUCCAGGUCAACCUGAAGGAGGCGCUGUUGGACCAAGAUAUGGAGUACAAAAGAGCGUAUUUAACAGCACUGGUGGAAGUCAUGACACCACAUGUUUUGGGUCUAGCAGAGCCUGGGCCUUUCCUCUGUGUACUGGAGGAGGCAGGGAUGAAAGACUGUGUGGAUCUUCUGCUGGAGGAUCUGCAGGACAAUAGAGGAGGACCAGAGCUGCUCUCGCAGGCUCUUUGUGCUGUCAGUCUGCUCCUUUCUCAAAGUAUGGACCUGGCCCUGCUCCAGCGCUGGUGUGCGUUAUUGGAGACGCAUAGGCAUCCUGAAGCUCCUGAGACUCUGCGACUGGCCUGUGCUGAGGCUCUAGGCCUGAGUGGUGCUGCAGUAGUGACCAGGAGCCUAAGGGGCAGCCCGACUCUAAAGACCCUCAGCACAAGGCUGAUCAGUGUAGGUGUGCAUCUACUUCAGGAUGAGAGUCAGCAGGUGAGAGCCAAGGCAGCUGUCUUCGCCUCUGUGCUCUGUCAGUCUGAAGCAGGCGGAGCCACACAGAGCUGCUUUCUCAUGCAGAUCAACCAGUCACUGCGUUCACUGCUGGACCUGCUUCUGAGGGAAUUGUGGGAUAGCGAUGGCAUUGUGGAGGCUCUGGUGUGCCAUCUUCCAGCAUGUGAUCUCAGUACAGUAUUGCUGGAGGCCAAACGCACUCAAUGCAGCAGUCUGUACGAGCAGGACGAAGCGAACGUGUUUUUGGAGCCCUCAGUCAUCUCAGAGACUGUGCUUCAGUACCUGCUUUGCCUGGCGAAACGAUACCCAGAAUCCCCUUCUCUUGCAUGCCAUCUGGAUCAGUGGGCAAGUCAGAGUGCAGCCUCAGUCAGAGAGAACCUCGACAUCUGCAUGAGGCUUCAGUUAGGUGAGACACUGGAUCCUGAUUGGUUGAGUUUGCUGAUGGAGCCACGUUUCCAUGGCGCCCUUUGUGGCCUGUAUACCAGAGCUGCUCUCCUCCUGCAGCUCCUCAGAGUCUCCGAUAACUUCCAACCUCUGCUUGACCCCUCGACCUUAGCCCAGGACCUUCUGGAUUCACACAAACGGCUGAGCCUGCAUGGAGUCUUCCUCUCAAACACCUUCAUCCCCUCUGAAUUGAACUGCUUGUAAGAUUACGAUUGAAAGAUCCAGACACUUCACUGCAGGGACGCUGGGAUUGUUGUGUUUACCCAUCCACAAGAGAGUGGCCUAAUCCAUUUCAGAUCAGUCUUUUGUAGUAGUGGUUAUCAUGUGGGAUCAGUUUUAAAGAAUAUUAAAAAAAAAAAACCACCCAUUCAACCUAAAGAGAAAUUAUAGCGCGCUUUGUUAGGAGUUGUGAGAUGACACUCCGUUAACUGUGGUAGUGUUGUGAGCUAAUGUUAGUUCAAAUACUCAACAAAACUACGCUCACUCUGUACUGUCAGUGUGAUUUUCAUACAUAAAGUAUACAUACAGUUUAAAGUUCAGCAGAGCAACAGUUGCUAUGAACGGAUUUGUGGGUGAGCCGCAGAUAGCUUAAUAGUGGUGCAAGUCUUCACAAAUAGGUUGAGAGCCACCUCUCUUCCUACAUGCAGUUUUAGAGAGUGUGAGUACUGAAUGGAAGAGGCAGAGCAGAUAUGAUUCUGAAAAGAUAGUAAUGAUGCUGUGCAUCCUGCAGACAGAGUUACGUAAGAUGCAGGCUAAAGACUGUAGUAGUUAAAGCAGACUCACAUUACUGUGGAUGAAAGCCAGGGCAUGACUGGGGUUGCAGCCAAGUGCCCUGUCUACACCGGUCACUGUGCUACAAUUGUAUGUCCAUGUCGGUUAUUCUACAUAUUGAAUGCUACAGUCAGUUCUGUGUGAAUGUGCCUAUAGCACAUCUUUUCAAGUUGAAAACUGAAAUGCCCACCUAAAUAACUAAGUUUAUGCAUGUACAUUUUAAUACGCCUCUUUUACAUGGUGUUUUACAUACUUGAGUGCUUUAAAGUACCUCCAUGAAUCUUGGGUGAAGACGGCAAAGACUGAAAAGAGAAGUUGCUUAAUGGGAAUUCUAUUGAUGUUUUUGUUAUUGUUUGUUUGUGUGUGUGUGUGUGUUGUGUGUUCAGGUUUGGAGACAUAACUAGUCUUUCAGAGUGGUUUGAUGUGAAAUGAGGGUGCUCUAUCAAAUUUAAUACAAAUAUUAGCAUUUAUUAUGCAAAACCAUGAGUGAACCUACAAGUGUCCUAGAUUUUAAAAAACAGUUUUCUUUGGGGAGUAUUUUGCCUUACCCUGCAAUACCCCUUUACCAUGAAUAAUUUUUUUUAUAUGUAUCUUAUGACUACUGUAAAACAAUGUGUCAGGCAUCAGACAGCUUAUUCAUAACCAUUUCAUAUAAAAGUUUCUGUUAGGGUGCUUUUAGAGGAUUAAGCAGGAUCUCUUUAGACAUCUGGUUCCUAUCACCAUCACUGUUAACAAUUCUGACUCUGCAAGUUUCUCCAGAACGAAACAUUUCACAAUGAAACACUCUAAAUGACUUUGUUUAUAUAUGAAUGCAUUAAUUAUCAGUGGAAAUCAGUGGAAUUCCCCUGUAGUACUGUUAUUUAUAAUUUUUAUAUUUGUCUAAGUUUUUCUAUGAAUUUUGAUUCAUGUACAAUACAUGUAGAAUCUGAUACAUCAAUUAAAAUUUGAUUUAUUUUUUAUUA